AGGUCUUUGUGGAUCCAUGAACGAAGUGGAUAUUGGUGGUGCUACAUAGUUAAAGAAACAUUUAUUGAAGACCAAUGGGUUGAAAACUUCAGGAUGCGAAAGGAAACUUUUGAUAAGCUUUGUGACUCGCUAAGACCUUACAUAUGUAGAAGAGAUACGUCAUUUCGUAAAUGCAUUCCUGUUGAAAUGAGAGUAGGAAUAUCUCUAUGGAUCCUUGGAACUCCUUGCGAAUACAGAACUGUUGCUCAUUUGUUUGGCAUCUCAAGAUCAUCAGUUUGUUUAAUUCUAAGAGAAUUCUGUCAAGUGGUAAAAGAUAAACUGUCAAAACGAUAUAUAUAUUUACCAGAUAAUGAUGAACUACAGGACAUAAUGCUUACAUUUGAGCAAAGAUGGGGAUUCCCAAAUUGUGGUGGAGCCAUUGAUGGGUGUCAUAUCCCUAUAGUUAGCCCCCAAGAAAACCACACCGAUUAUUACAAUAGGAAGAGG
Molecule: messenger RNA, 486 nt
Organism: Lottia gigantea (owl limpet)
Lineage: Eukaryota; Metazoa; Mollusca; Gastropoda; Lottiidae
Exons: 2
Source: RefSeq, a predicted model, not a curated record